AUGGAGAUGGAAGACGGCGAAGAGGUUUCGAUGUUACCUUCACCUGCCGUCGCACAGGCUCCAAGGCAGAAACCAAAGAUUACAGCGACAUUCAUCAUUCCUAUAUGGAUCGUUCUCAGUUCUUCGGUUAUCAUAUACAACAACUACCUCUACAACACCCUCCACUUCCGCUAUCCUGUUUUUGUUGUGACAUGGCAUCUUACUUUUGCGGCGAUUGGAACUCGUAUAUUGCAUCGAACAACAAGUUUGCUAGAUGGUGUCAAGGACGUUAGCAUGUCGAAAGACAUGUUCCUCAAAUCCAUUCUUCCUAUCGGUAUUCUAUUCAGCGGCAGUCUCAUCUUGAGCAACACGGCCUAUCUAUACCUUAGUGUAUCUUACAUUCAAAUGCUCAAGGCCUUCAAUGCCGUCGCGGUCCUCCUCGUUUCAUGGGCAUUCAGGAUUUCAGAACCGAAUAGAAAACUUGCCCUUAUCGUGCUCAUGAUUUCUUCUGGUGUCGCUGUCGCGUCGGGCGGGGAGCUCAAGUUUAAUAUGUUUGGAUUUAUAGUACAGGCAGCUGCGGUCGGCUUCGAAGCAGCGCGUCUCGUUAUGAUUGAGAUCCUUCUUCACGGAUUAAAGAUGGAUCCAUUAGUCUCUCUCCACUACUAUGCCCCAGUCUGCGCAAUUAUCAACCUGAUCGCCCUCCCGUUCACUGAAGGCCUUGCGCCGUUUUUCGAGCUUGCAAAAAUUGGCCCAUUCAUCCUUUUCACGAAUGCCGCUGUGGCGUUCUUACUGAAUGUGGCUGCGGUUUUCCUUGUUGGAGCUGGAAGCGGUCUGGUAUUGACGUUGACGGGAGUGUUCAAGGAUAUCUUGCUCAUCACCGGCUCAACGUUAAUUUUUGGUUCGACUGUCACACCGAUUCAGAUAUUCGGCUACAGUGUUGCGUUGGGUGGUCUAAUGAUGUUCAAAUUAUCUGGCAACAAGAAGUGA
This is a messenger RNA of Lentinula edodes (shiitake mushroom), 966 nucleotides long. Its product is annotated as triose-phosphate transporter family-domain-containing protein. The record is from RefSeq and is a predicted model, not a curated record. Bases 1 to 966 code for a protein of 321 amino acids. Gene Ontology annotation, molecular function: antiporter activity. Lineage: Eukaryota; Fungi; Basidiomycota; Agaricomycetes; Agaricales; Omphalotaceae. The transcript is spliced from 5 exons. Gene Ontology annotation, cellular component: Golgi apparatus; trans-Golgi network; endosome.